Messenger RNA from Sphaerodactylus townsendi, 2650 nucleotides. It is a transcript of the gene GOSR1, whose product is annotated as golgi SNAP receptor complex member 1. The record is from RefSeq and is a predicted model, not a curated record. Gene Ontology annotation, molecular function: SNAP receptor activity. Gene Ontology annotation, biological process: vesicle fusion; endoplasmic reticulum to Golgi vesicle-mediated transport. Gene Ontology annotation, cellular component: Golgi membrane; cis-Golgi network; SNARE complex. Lineage: Eukaryota; Metazoa; Chordata; Lepidosauria; Squamata; Sphaerodactylidae. The transcript has 9 exons. Bases 40 to 804 code for a protein of 254 amino acids.
GGCGCACCAGCCGAAGAGGGCUGACGUUGGACAACAAAGAUGGCGGCCGCGGGAGGGAGCAGCGGCAGCAACUACUGGGAGGAUCUGCGGAAGCAGGCUCGGCAGCUUGAGAACGAGCUGGAUCUCAAACUCGUGUCCUUCAGCAAACUAUGCACCAGCUACAGCCACAACAAUUCCCGAGAGGGGAGAGCCGACAGAUAUAGCUCUGACACAACUCCCCUCCUGAAUGGGUCAAGCCAAGACCGAAUGUUUGAAACAAUGGCUGUGGAAAUUGAACAGCUUCUGGGGAAGCUUACAGGGAUAAAUGACAAAAUGGCCGAGUAUGCCAACAGUGCAGGAGUGCCAUCCCUGAACGCAGCUCUGAUGCAUACCUUGCAGCGGCACAGAGAUAUUUUGCAGGACUACACACACGAAUUCCAUAAAACCAAAGCGAACUUCCUGGCAGUACGGGAAAGAGAGAAUCUUUUGGGGUCGGUUCGGAAAGAUAUUGAGUCCUACAAAAGCGGGUGUGGCGUGAACAACCGGCGGACAGAGCUGUUCCUGAAGGAGCACGAACACCUUCGGAACUCUGACCGACUGAUAGAAGAGACAAUAAGCAUUGCCAUGGCGACAAAAGAAAACAUGACCUCCCAGCGAGGGAUGCUGAAGUCCAUACAAAGCAAAAUGAACACCUUGGCCAAUCGUUUUCCAGCUGUGAACAACCUGAUCCAACGAAUCAACCUCCGCAAGCGGCGAGACUCGCUCAUCUUGGGUGGCGUCGUCGGCAUUUGCACCAUCUUGUUGCUGCUGUACGCAUUCCAUUGACGGCUGCUUUCUGUAGAGACUUCUGCGUCUGGGUUCUGCGUCCUGAUCCAGGAGGCGAGGGCAGGCAAAGACUGCGGGGCGGCUCUCUCUCUCUCUCUGGCUAGACCAAGUGCGGUGACCUACGGCAGGUGCUCUCUCCCUCUCCGAUGCUGCUCACCUGUUCCGAAGUGACAGCAUGUGAAUUAAAACUUUGCUCUUAACAUUUUUCCCUCGCCCGUGAAAAUCUCCUCUGUUUUUGACUCAUGGUGAGUAAAGCUUAAUUGCAUCCCAGCAAUGCUCACAGUUGCCUUUGAAAUUAAGGGAAAGACAAUGAUCUGCCUCCUCCAGAAUAGAAAAAUGUCUGCACACCGUUCUCAAGUCUGUGUCUGAAACCCCCCCAAAUCUUUCAUGGCCAAGCCCUUCUUGAACUAUUCUGUUUUCUCUUGGUUUGUAGCCAAGGUUUGGUUAAAUACAAGCGGGCAGCUAAUUUCCUGGUUUGCCAUUAACUUCCACAUUCUGUUGAAAGCUUCAGAGUUCUGCCACUCUCCUCCCAGACCUCCUGAGGGAAAUCAGAUUGCUUUGCAUACUGUGCUCAAAACUCCAAACUGUGUUUCAGGAGAACAACUGGCAGGGAAUUGUUGGGUCACAUGAAGAAGGAAGACCUUCCAAAGAGAGGGUAGGAGUGAAACGUAGAACUCCUGCACGCACACUUUAGUGAGACGGGAGCAGGGGAGUUCCUUCUGUAGGUCUCUUGUCCACAGCGUUGAGAGUGACCAAAGUAUCUCAGAUCGCAUUUUGGCUUGGGUCAGACUUCACGCAAGAACCGACUUGUUUAAAGAUUCUAUUUUAAUUUAGAUGCGAAGCUACUCUGAGUUUUAUUUUUAAGUGUAAAAAAAAAUUGCACUGGCUAAAAGGAAGGCGGAGGAGAUGGGAGUGUGAGCCCCUUGUAGGGGGAAGCCGUCCUGGUGGGGCGUGGCCCUGCCAAGGAAAGUUUUUUUGGGGAGGCCUCUCAAAAAAGCUGAAGGCACCUUUUGGAUCCAGCUCUAUUCUGGGGGAAUCUUCUCAGAGGCUUUCAGCGUUCCAUGUCCUCCUUGUCGCAUUUACCUGGGGAUGGUUAUUUUCUAAUUUCAGGUGUCUCCUUAACAAGGGAACUCAACAAACUUCAAGUUUUUUCUGUGUGUGCGUCCCACUCUCCUAACUGACGGGUCUGUUGUCUAAUGGGCUGCUAAUCGUAUUCUCACAUGGACACACACACUGAACUUCCAGAGCGGUGGGGGUAAAGAUGAAUGGGCAAAUUCUAUUGCAAGUUCUCCCAACUGAGCGGAUUGGGCUGCUUCUCUGCCCGUAUCUUUCCUCUUCUGGACGGGGCCUGACCUUUGCAGCUCUCAUUUUAAAGUUCAGAGUCUGUGGAGGGCAACACAGGGAAAGAAAUGCUAGAUUGGCACACGUGUUCCAAUCUGCGUGGAUUCUGGAAGCGUCUGCUGUACAAACGAGCAUCCUCCGAUUCCAGGUAAACUGAUUCAUCAGCUGUUGAUUCUCUUUGAAGUUUGGCUGGCAGUUUUCCGCAGUGGGGAAAAUGAAUGGUGGGUUUCAUCUCUUUUGUUGGUAAGAGGUCUCCUAUCUGUUGAUUUAGAGGCAAUGCCUGGUUUGAAAUGAACGUUAGCUUUUUAAGAAAACACAGACAAAAUGAUAAAGGCUGUGAUCAGAUCUCUGUGUUUGGAGAAGGAGUGCGCUACUCCUGAACAUCUUAUUUUCUUGUGUUACCCUCAAAUUGGUGGUUCUGCCCUGCCGACUCGGGAAGGGUUUGGUUGCUUCGUGUAGCUGGCAAAGUAAUAAGUACUAUACUAAAUAAAAUGCAUUUAUUUAA